Molecule: messenger RNA, 1698 nt
Organism: Tachysurus vachellii
Lineage: Eukaryota; Metazoa; Chordata; Actinopteri; Siluriformes; Bagridae
Gene: fam8a1b
Product: family with sequence similarity 8 member A1b
Exons: 5
Coding region: 62-1033 (323 amino acids)
Source: RefSeq, a predicted model, not a curated record
UGCACUACGUGUCCUGUAGGGGGCCGUUUACAACCCAGCCGCAGAGGACAACAGACGUGUCAUGGCGGACUCCCUCGACGAAGGAGCAAAUGAGUCGAAGAAAGCCGUUUGUGGGACUAACAGGAAAGAGAUGAAUGCCAUUUCAGAAUCCGGUUCACGGAGCGUCUCUAACUUAAUCGCCAAAUCACAAUAUUGUGAGAAACUGCAGGAGUGGAUGUGGCAGUAUUACUGCGGGUAUGUGAGCUAUCAGAGCUGGGGGACACAAGCAGUGACUGGGAGCCUCACAACACCAGCAGGGGGGGCAGAUCUGUCUAACGCAGACCUGCACACCUGGAUCACUUAUUCGUCUGGUGUCCCUUUCCCUUCAUUUCCGUCCAUUCCUGUCCCCUCUACCGGUACGGCUGCUAAUAGCGUCAGUGAACGACAGAUCUGGAAUAAUGUCCCGAGUCAGAAUGGUCCUGUCCCCCUGCAAGUGCAACAAAAUGGAAACGCCCAACAGCCAGGUGGAGAAUAUUUUAUUCCUUCUCUUCUCCAUCGCUUCCUGGCUGAGAUGGUGGACUUCUUCAUUCUCUUUUUCAUCAAAGCAACCAUUAUCCUAAGCAUAAUGCAACUGAGUGGAAUGAAGGACAUAUUAAAAUUUGCCAUGCACUUUAUUGUGGAAGAAAUAGAUGAAGACACAUCUAUGGAGGAGCUGCAGAAGAUGAUGCUCAUGGCUCUUGUGUACCGGAUACUGGUGUGCUUCUAUGAGAUUAUAUGUGUUUGGGGAGCUGGUGGAGCCACGCCAGGGAAGUUUCUGCUUGGCUUAAGAGUGGUUACGUGCGACACGUCAGUCCUGGUCCAGCCCGGCCGAGUGCGUGUGGUGCCUGCUACUAACGUCAGUCUCUCAGCGUCAACCAUCCGAGCUCUAAACAAAAAUUUCUCCAUUGCGUUUUUUUUCCCGGCAUUUAUCACGCUGCUCUUUUACCAGCACAACAGAACUGUGUAUGAUAUUGUGGCAGGGACUAUAGUGGUCAAGAGAAACAGACUCCGGUGAUGUGUGAAUUUUACCUGCUGAGAAAACAACUUCACCUGAAGGACUGAUCCAAAGAGCUUCUGGGUCACAGGAAAGAGAGAAAAUGAGGAAGUCCUCUGAGAUGAGAAAUAGAGAAAAGCUUGACAUCAAGUAGUUUUCACUCCAGGUUCUUAGAGAGAACUUUUGAAUGAUUUGCUGCAGCAAUUGAUUUAUUAUUAUUUCUUGCAGUUUUGAAGAAUUGCAAUGCAAUGAGUAACAUGCAAAUUCCAUUAAUUUUGUAUUUUUUUUUUUUAAUGCUAAUUACUGUGUUAAGCAUUGGGAUCUGUAUAUCAUCACCUCAAGCAAAAGAAUCAGUGAAAAGUAUCUAAAUGUUUAUCAAAUCUUUUGCAUUGAACAUUUUGUUACUGCAUUCCUUAAAUAACAAAGAUACACUGGAUUAAUGACUAUUUUUAUAUGUGUAUUUUUUUGUAUGUGCAAUUUUUUUUUCUUCAUUAACACUUCAUAUGGCCUCAUCUACAGCUAAACAAUUCAGACCAGGACCACAGUAAUCUGGCAAAACAUCAUCCGUUAAAAACCUCACAGUAUAAAAACAGUUAUUAAUUUAUCCGACUCCAUAUAUUUUGACUGAUUGUGCCUUUAUUGUGCCUUUAAUAUAAAUGUGCUAAUAAAUUUCUCCUGUAUGUAAA